Messenger RNA from Oncorhynchus tshawytscha (Chinook salmon), 1173 nucleotides. Its product is annotated as EF-hand domain-containing protein D2. Gene Ontology annotation, molecular function: calcium ion binding. The record is from RefSeq and is a predicted model, not a curated record. Bases 346 to 1071 code for a protein of 241 amino acids. The transcript has 4 exons. Lineage: Eukaryota; Metazoa; Chordata; Actinopteri; Salmoniformes; Salmonidae.
CCGGUAUAAUAAUUAGGUUCGAUAGAAAGGAUGUCCAAGUAAACAUACCAAGAAUAUCUCUCAAAUACUAGCUAAAAUCAAAACAAUUAUCCAUCAACACCUUGACUGCUCGUGUUGCACCUUUUAUGCUCUUAUUUUAUUUGUUUGGGCUCGCCUGUGGUUGGUUUCAGACGCUGUAAUAUAGCUCAAUUUAUGUCUUUAUGCUGAUGUUCGAUUGUGCUCCGCCUCCUCGAAACUGUCCAGGGUGAGAGGAGCUCUGUGUCACGAGCUGACAGACACAGCUGACCACCCUGAGUGCUAGGCACACGCUCCCAUCGCAUCAAGUCCAAAAGUAUCCUACGCACCAUGGCAUCGGACGAAUUGGCGAGGAAACUGCAGCCCAGGAUGGCCGCAGAGCAGGCUCCCCAAUUCAACCGGUGUGCACCAGAGGAGACCCCGGUGAAACCGAGCGACUCUGUCCCUGAGCCGCAGGAAAAAGCGGUGGUGGUCAUUGUCAAUGAUGCCACAUCGGAACUGACGGCGAAACUCACCCGGAGACUGGACAUCAACGAUGGGAACGCGGCGCGCAAGCAAGCCAAGGUAUUCAACCCCUACACGGAAUUCAAAGAAUUCUCCCGCAAACAGAUCAAAGAGAUGGAGAACAUUUUCAAACGGUUUGACAGUAGGAAGGACGGCUUCAUAGACCUGAUGGAGCUGAAGCUGAUGAUGGAGAAGCUGGGAGCUCCUCAGACCCACCUGGGCCUCAAGAACAUGAUCAGGGAGGUGGAUGAGGACUUCGACAGCAAGCUGAGCUACAGAGAGUUCCUGCUGAUCUUCAGGCGAGCAGCGGCAGGCGAGCUGCAGGAGGAGAGCGGUCUGGUGGCUCUGGCCAGACUGUCUGAGAUAGACGUCUCCACAGAGGGAGUCAUGGGGGCACGGGACUUCUUCGAGGCUAAGGUGCAAGCUCUAAAGGUGGGCAGUAAGUUUGAGGCUGAGAUCCGAGAGGAGCAGGAGGAAAUGAAGAGGCAGGCGCAUGAUAGGAAACAGAGACGGGCUGCCUUCAAAGAGCUGCAAUCUGCCUUCUGCUCAUAAUACAGUGCACACACACUGAAAACACACACACACACACACACACACACACACACACACACACACACACACACACACACACACACACACACACACACACACACA